This is a messenger RNA of Vicia villosa (hairy vetch), 966 nucleotides long. RefSeq lists its product as uncharacterized. NCBI's taxonomy places the organism in Eukaryota, Viridiplantae, Streptophyta, Magnoliopsida, Fabales, Fabaceae. The transcript has 4 exons. The coding region runs from base 1 to 966 and encodes 321 amino acids. The record is from RefSeq and is a predicted model, not a curated record.
AUGGAAAACAACAAGAAUUCAAGUGAUUAUGAUGAUGAUGACUAUAUUGGAAGUGAUUGUAAGUUAGGUAGUUUUAGUGAUGGUGAUUAUGAGUUCAGUGAGCAUGCUACUAAUGUUGAAAAAUUUGAACAUAAUGUGGAUUUGGAUUGGACAACUGCCAUGCAAUAUGAUGAGGAUGUUGAUAGGGCUAGACAUUCUGAUGAGGAUGAUGAUUCUGAUGUGUUGUAUACACCUAAUGAGAGUGGUAGUGAUGAGGAACAUGAGAAAUUUCCUUCUUAUAAAAGUGGUGAGUCAUUAAAGUUUGAGUUAGGUAUGGUGUUUAGCAACAAACAAAUGGAGAGGGAUGCCUUAAAACAAUAUGUUGUGGGAGAAGAACAAAAAAUGUUAUCAUUAAGAAAAAUGAUGCAAAGAGAAUGUUCUAGAACUACAUGUAACAUGCAAGAAAAGGCUACAUGGUUGGCUAAGAAGUUUGGUCACAUUCUAAGACACAACAUUGACAUGAAGCCAGCAGGAUUGAUUGCUCAUUAUCUUGAAAGACGAGGAGUGAUUUUGUCACAUGAUCAUACUUAUAGAGCUAAAAGAAAGGUUGUGGAUCUAUUACAAGGUGCUGGCCUUAUGUUUGAGAGAAUUUAUGUAUGUUUAGAGGCUUGCAAGCAUGAUUUUGCUAAAUACUGUAGGCCAUUAAUAGGGUUGGAUGCUUGUUUUUUGAAAGGUGACUUUGGUGGACAAUUGAUGGAAGUUGUGGGGAGAGAUGGAAAUAACAAGGUUUUUCCUAUUGCAUAUGCUAUUAUGGAGGUUGAGACAAAAGAUUCUUGGGAUUGGUUCAUCGAACUUCUAUUAGAAGACUUGAAAGUUAUAAACCAAAGGGCUUCACUAGCAAUUAAAAGUGUGAGUGCUCAUAUUAAGCAACGCCUUUGUGUGAAGCAUCUAUAUGGGAAUUGGAAGAGGAAAAAUCAUGGGCUUUAA